Messenger RNA from Parathielavia appendiculata, 591 nucleotides. RefSeq lists its product as uncharacterized. The record is from RefSeq and is a predicted model, not a curated record. NCBI's taxonomy places the organism in Eukaryota, Fungi, Ascomycota, Sordariomycetes, Sordariales, Chaetomiaceae. The transcript is spliced from 6 exons. The coding region runs from base 1 to 591 and encodes 196 amino acids.
AUGACCCGUCUCAUCGGGGCGCUUUACCUCGCUCCGAUCGACCAGACCAAGACCCAUCGAAUCCUCGACAUUGGCACCGGCACGGGUGUGUGGGCUAUCUCCAUUGCGGAUGACUUCCCCGACGCCACGAUCCUCGGCAACGACCUAAGCGCCAACUUCCUAUCCGCCGCCCCACCAAACGUCAAGAACCUCACCCCGGGUGGCUAUGCCGAAUUCCAAGACUUCAACCUCCUCUACUACUCAGAAGACGGCACGUUAACUCUAAACCACGCCCUGCGCGAGUGGAUCACGGCCCUCUGCGGCGCAGCAGAAUCCCUCGGCCGGGACCCGAACCCGGGGUCGAAACUAAAAGCAUGGGUCAGGGAGGCCGGGUUCAAGGGGUCAUGCACCCGCGGUACAGGGUUCCCAUUGGUCAUGAACGGGCUGGAGGGCCUGUCGAUGCGGCUGUACUGCGGCGUGCUGGGGUGGCGGGAGGAGGUGAGGGGUUUGCUGACGAGUGUGAGACGGGAUCUGGCGGAUACCGGGGUGCAUGCGCUAUUCAUUUGUGAGUUCUUUGUUCCCCUUCAAGCCGGAAUGAAUAAGGACCGCUGA